Podarcis raffonei (Aeolian wall lizard) is the source of this 2593-nucleotide messenger RNA. It is a transcript of the gene PABPC1L, whose product is annotated as poly(A) binding protein cytoplasmic 1 like. Gene Ontology annotation, molecular function: RNA binding. Bases 405 to 2309 code for a protein of 634 amino acids. The record is from RefSeq and is a predicted model, not a curated record. Lineage: Eukaryota; Metazoa; Chordata; Lepidosauria; Squamata; Lacertidae. Gene Ontology annotation, cellular component: ribonucleoprotein complex. The transcript has 15 exons.
GCUGGCCACAUGACCCAGAAGCUGUACACCGGCUCCCUCGGCCAAUAAAGUGAGAUGAGCGCCGCAACCCCAGAGUCGGCCACGACUGGACCUAAUGGUCAGGGGUCCCUUUACCUUUACCUUUAUACCUUGUAUAAAAUCUAUGCAGACAUACUAAUAUACAUUAGUAAAUACAUGUGUUACUCCUAUUUACAUUGCAUGGGCAGGGAGGGGAGGAACUUGGUGAAAAUGAGUCUGGAUAUAGUGGGUUUCAUUUGCAGGCAACUUCAAGAGCUCAGUCAGAGGUUUACAUGGAAUCUACCCUAUAGAGUCCUGCUAUUUUUGCAUCUCUAAAGAUCCCUGUUAUGCUGCCUAGGAGUAACUAGGUUUUGCUUCACUUCCCAAGUUAAACUGCAUGAUUGACCAUGAAUGCUAGUGGCCCAGGAUAUCCGCUAGCCUCCCUCUAUGUGGGCGACUUGCACCCGGAUGUAACCGAAGCCAUGUUGUACGAGAAAUUCUCGCCUGCUGGACCAAUUCUGUCCAUCAGAGUUUGCCGAGAUGUCUCCACACGCCGAUCACUAGGUUAUGCCUACAUAAAUUUUCAACAGCCUGCUGAUGCUGAGCGGGCCUUGGAUACCAUGAAUUUUGAAGUGAUAAAAGGCCGACCCAUUCGCAUCAUGUGGUCCCAACGGGACCCAGGACUCAGGAAAUCAGGCGUUGGGAACAUCUUCAUCAAGAACCUGGACGAUUCCAUUGAUAACAAAGCUUUGUAUGAUACAUUCUCAGCCUUUGGAAAUAUCCUUUCUUGCAAGGUUGUUUGUGAUGAGAAUGGAUCCCGAGGUUACGGCUUUGUCCAUUUUGAGACCCACGAGGCAGCAAACAGAGCAAUUGACACGAUGAAUGGAAUGCUCCUCAAUGACCGUAAGGUGUUCGUUGGCCAUUUUAAAUCUCGACGAGAGCGGGAAGCAGAAUAUGGCGCCAAGGCAAUGGAAUUCACCAAUGUCUACAUCAAGAAUUUUGGGGAUGACAUGCAUGAUGAGCGACUACAGGAAAUAUUCUCAAAAUUUGGAAAGACGUUGAGUGUCAAGGUGAUGAUGGAUAAUGCAGGCCAUUCGAAAGGGUUUGGGUUUGUCAACUUUGAGAAGCAUGAAGAUGCUCAGAAGGCUGUUGAAGACAUGAAUGGGACGGAGAUCAAUGGGCGAAUGGUGUAUGUUGGCCGAGCUCAGAAGAGGAUGGAACGUCAGAGUGAACUGAAGCGCAAAUUUGAGCAGAUCAAGCAGGAGAGAGUAAACAGAUACCAGGGUGUGAACUUGUAUGUAAAGAAUCUGGAUGAUGGGAUUGAUGAUGAACGGCUGAGGAAUGAAUUUUCUCCUUAUGGAACUAUCACUAGUGCCAAGGUGAUGACAGAGGGUGGACACAGCAAAGGUUUUGGGUUUGUAUGUUUUUCAUCCCCAGAAGAGGCCACAAAGGCUGUGACUGAAAUGAACGGGAGGAUUGUCAGUGCCAAGCCUUUGUAUGUGGCCCUUGCUCAAAGGAAAGAGGAGAGGAAAGCUAUUCUCACCAACCAAUACAUGCAGAGACUAGCUACCAUGAGGGCCUUGCCUGGUCCAAUCCUCUGCUCCUUCCCUCCGACAGGUUAUUUCCUGCCCUCCCUUCCACAGCCUCAAACCAGAACUACUUUCUACAGUCCUAGCCCUGUUGCCCAAGUCCGCCCUGUCUCCCGCUGGAAUAUGCAGCCCUCCAGGCCUCCCUCAUCCUAUCACCCAGCCAGCCCGGUCCUGAGGACUAGUGCACCUCCCAGGCGCCCGCUGUCCAACAUCAGCACCAUGAGACAAGCGUCCACUCAGGCUCCCAGGGUAUCUCCCAAUGCCCAGAGAGUGGCCAACAUAGGAACCCAGACUAUCAGCACUCGGGCAUCCUCCUCAACAGCCCUACCACGUGGCGUUUCCCAGUACAAGUACUCUUCAGCCGUGAGGAAUGCCCAGCCACUGGGCACCAUGGCACCUUUGCCAAUGCACCAGGUUGUAGAACCGGCUGUCCGUGUCCACGGACAGGAGCCCCUGACAGCAUCCAUGUUGGCUGCAGCCCCUCCUCAGGAGCAGAAGCAAAUGCUUGGUGAACGCCUCUACCCUCUGAUUCACUCAUUACACCCCUCCAUGGCUGGGAAGAUCACAGGUAUGCUGCUGGAGAUAGAUAACUCUGAGUUGCUGCUGAUGCUGGAGUCACCUGAAUCCCUCCACUCUAAGAUUGAGGAGGCUGUUGCUGUACUGCAAGUGCACCAAAUCUCUGAAGCAUCCCACAAGAGCAACUCGGCAGCAUUUCUUCAGUGACCAAGGAUCCGAUUGGUACUGAUCAAAUGACUACUUCGACUUUGCCUGUUUCUGCAACCGUCAGGUCUACAUUGCUUGUGCAGCAGCUUCAUUGUUACCAUAAAUUUGCUGCACGUGGUCUGGAUCUCACUCAGACUCAGUGCCCAGCCAUGGUCCCAAACUACUCUAGGCACAACUAGUGGAUUAUCAAUGGGCAAAUUGAGCUCCUCUUCCCAUUAGUCAGGAUGGCUACAUGAAACUUCUCUGUGCAUUCUAAUUUAGAGUUUCUCCAUUUAACAUAUGCG